GCUGGACAGCGGACCCCGCGGGGGCAGCGGGGCGCCGAUGGUGGUGCCCCCGCCGCGAUGCCGGUGAUGAAAGGUUUGCUAGCCCCACAGAACACCUUCUUGGACAACAUCGCAAACAGGUUCGAUGGGACACAUAGCAACUUCCUUCUGGCCAACGCGCAAGUACAUCGUGGCUUCCCCAUUGUGUAUUGCUCAGAUGGGUUCUGUGACCUCACUGGUUUUGCCCGAACAGAAGUCAUGCAGAAAAACUGCAGCUGCCGUUUCCUCUGUGGCAGUGAGACCAGUGAAGCAGUUCUGCAAUGCAUUGAAAAAGUGUUGGAAGGAAAGCAGGAAUACCAGACAGAAGUCUGCUUCUACAAGAAGGGCGGAACAGCCUUUUGGUGCCUGCUGGACAUUGUCCCUAUCAAGAAUGAGAAAAGCGAAGUGGUCCUUUUCCUCUUCUCCUUCAAAGAUAUUACCAAGAAUCAUGGGAAGAAUCAUCUCAAUGAAAAAAAGGAAGAAAAGCAUCAAUGCAAGAAGGCAAGGAGCUCCAACUUGUGGGUGGCCAGGAAACAAGGGCGAAGUGCUUUGCACCAUCUCACUAGGCAGUUCAACAAGAAGGAAAGGACAGAGAUGAAGAUAAACAGUGAUGUCUAUGAAAACAAGCCCUCAGUGCCAGAGUACAAAGUGGCUUAUGUACAGAAGUCGCGCUUCAUCCUUCUUCACUACAGCAUGUUCAAAGCCCUGUGGGAUUGGCUCAUCCUCCUGGCUACUUUCUAUGUGGCAGUAACUGUUCCCUACAAUGUCUGCUUCACUGACGCUGAAGACAGCUUGACAGCUGCCCGCAGCACCAUCGUCAGUGACAUUGUAGUCGAGAUGCUUUUCAUUGUUGAUAUUGUUUUGAACUUUCGGACCACAUAUGUUAGUGAAACAGGCCAGGUGGUUUAUGAUACACGUUCAAUUUGCCUCCACUAUGUGGCAACAUGGUUCUUCGUGGACUUAAUUGCAGCCUUGCCCUUUGACCUCCUCUAUGCCUUCAAUGUUCCAGUGACAUACCUGGUACACCUGUUAAAGACUGUCCGUCUGCUGCGCUUGCUCCGCUUGCUCCAGAAACUGGAUCGCUAUUCCCAGUACAGUGCCAUGGUCCUGACCUUACUCAUGUCCAUGUUUGCCCUGCUGGCUCAUUGGAUGGCUUGCAUUUGGUAUGUCAUUGGCCGGCAGGAGAGCAACGACCCUGUGACCUGGGACAUUGGCUGGCUCCAUGAAUUGGGCAAACGAAUUGAGGCCCCCUAUAUCAACAUCUCUGUGGGUGGACCAUCCAUCCACAGCGCCUAUAUUGCCUCUCUGUACUUCACCCUCAGCAGUCUGACCAGCGUAGGCUUUGGCAAUGUCUGCGCCAACACAGAUGCUGAGAAAAUAUUUUCCAUCUGCACCAUGCUCAUUGGUGCUCUGAUGCACGCUGUGGUCUUUGGCAAUGUGACAGCCAUCAUACAACGCAUGUAUUCACGACGUUCCCUCUAUCAUACCCGCAUGAAGGAUCUCAAGGACUUCAUCCGUGUCCACCACCUGCCCCAACAGCUCAAGCAGCGUAUGCUGGAAUAUUUUCAGACCACAUGGUCUGUCAACAAUGGCAUUGAUGCAAAUGAGCUCCUCCAUGAUUUCCCAGAUGAAUUACGGGCUGAUAUUGCUAUGCAUUUGAACAAGGACAUCCUACAAUUGCCGUUGUUUGAAAGUGCCAGCCGUGGCUGCCUACGGGCUUUAUCCCUGCAUAUCAAGACCUCAUUCUGUGCGCCUGGCGAGUAUUUACUACGUCAGGGAGAUGCCCUGCAAGCAAAUUAUUUUGUGUGCUCAGGAUCUUUUGAAGUCCUCAAAGACAACAUUGUGCUGGCCAUUUUGGGUAAAGGAGAUCUUAUUGGUGCUGACCUGCCCAGUAAAGACCAAGUCAUCAAGACCAAUGCAGACGUUAAGGCACUGACCUACUGUGACCUCCAAUACAUCAGCCUACGUGGACUUGUUGAGGUUCUGGAGUUGUACCCUGAAUAUUCUGCCAAGUUCAUGGCAGACAUCCAGCAGGACCUCACUUUCAACCUACGUGAGGGUAGUGAGAUUGAGGGGCUUCUCCGAUUUACCAGAUCCCCACGUUUAUCCCAGCCUCAUCUUCAAAAUUGUGCUACUGCUUCUGAGAAGACCCUACCCUCCAUCCAGGAGUACAGUGAGGACUCUGAAGACUUCUUUCAGCCUUCACCUGCCACAAUCACACGUCGAAAAAUCAUGUUGCCCAACCUCAACAGCCCAGUAAGGCGGGGCUCUCUCAGCAGUCUUCUGGGAGAUGAUUUGCGUCAGUUCUCUGCCCUGAGGAGAACUUGUCGGUCUCCAGUACGCUGCAACCAGAUCCGCAGUCCUUCUCCACGAUGCCGUAAAGAGGAGCAACAUUUUGACAGUGAGGGGCUCAUUGACAUGAAGCCUAACAAACUCCUCAUUCCCUCUCUUACACAGUACAGGCCUCCAGACCUCAGUCCCAGAAUUGUUGAUGGCAUUGAAGAUGACAGCGAAGCAUCAGAGACCCAAACAUUUAGCUUUAAUAUGGAACGACCCCAGCAGACUUUGGUGCAGGAUCCUAUGCUACCAGGACCGACCAAUCUCGUGUUAGCUACCGAAAGUGAUGAGGUAAAGCAGAACAUCAGAAAGCUGAAUCAAGAGAUAAACAAUCUGAAUCGGGAAGUUUCCCAACUCAGCCAAGAGUUACAGCAUCUCAUGAAUCUUCUUCACGGCCAGUUUACCACUCAAUCUUUCUCCAACCCUACCUCAGUCUGUCUUCACAGCUGUGAGCAGACCUCGCCUUCCUUGUCUCCUGUAAGCAGGUUGCCUUCUUCUCGGACCUCAGUUUCCCUGCCACCUCAUAGCCUUCUGGCUUCCUCCUUGCCUAUGCUCCCCAGCCUGCCAGCAUCCUCGAGCCUUGAUUUUUCUGCCUUCACCAGCUCUCUGCCUUCUACUGCCUCCCAGGACAUGGAACUCUUUGAACCCCAGGAGAGGAGGGGAUCCACCUCUUGUGAUUCUGUGCAAGUGAGGGUAUACAAAUGAUUUCUAAAUUUCUGGCAAUUAUAGUUGAUUUCUGUUUUCAAUUCCUGAACACCACUGUUAUAAAACAGAUGAUCUGCUGAGGAGGUCAUUCUGGGAAAUUGGCCUCUCUCUUUUUUCCACUCUGGAGAGAACAGAAUAGUUAAUUAGGAAACAUCAGUCUGUCCCCUGCAUAGGGUCUAAUGUAUUUUGACAGUUCAUCACAUUUAAACUGCAAAUCCACGGUGCUUUUUUUAAAACAAAAGAUGCCAGAGAUAUAGAUAGCUUGCAUUUUCUCUGACAUAAGAAUAUAAUUCUAGAAAGUAGUUGCCCUUAAGAUUGUCCCAUGAUAUAAUCAAUACACACCGGCACACAAAAAGCAUUGCUUUUUUCAUCAAGACAAUAUAACCAAUGUAGUUCUGAGGCCAAAAACAGAUACUGGUGGCUCCAUUUUGGAAAACAUAAUGGCACUCUCUGUUUUACUGAACCUACCUGCUCAAAAUCCUACACAUGAAUCUACUUUCAAAAGAUCUAUAUGUGAGUUGGCAUAUAACCAUUAAUGUCUACGAUCAGGCCAGUAUUCCAUCAUCCUCUGAUACUUUCCAUGAGACUCAUUGCAACUCAUUUUUGUUACAUUUAGUUCUUAUUCAUGUGGGAUUUGUUUUCAGAAACAUUCAAAACAGUUCACUAUCAAUUAAACAAUGUGUCCAGUUUUAUACAAAAAGCUGAGCACAGUAAAUUUUAAAAGACACUUUUAAAGUAAAAUAGAGGGCUGACUUGAUCCAAUGUCAAUGUGCCAAUGAUGUAGAAGGUUGACAUUUAACUUCACGUUCUAGCUGGCCCUGGGAAACUGCUGCUUCAGUCAGCCUCUGCCCUUAAUUAAUAAUAUGAGCAUUAUAAAACUCACCUUUUUUAGUGUUGUCAUAAACCAUCACAAGAUAUUUGAUUGUAAAUCCUCUAAGAGCACAACAUAAAUGUUGUAUAUAUUAAGUGCUUUAAGGUCUCACUAAGUAGCAAGAAAGCAUUUCCUUAAAAAGACAAGCUAUUUUGACAAAAUUAAGUAAGAAAGUUUGUCAGGAAUGGGAAUUUUGAGCCCUUUGAAUAUUGCUGUUCUUUGCUCCUGUAUUCCUGUUUUGCUCUUUGGGAUGUGAACACUGAUAACUAUUGUUGAGCUAUCUUUAUAGGCCAUGAAUACUCCUUGCUGGACUGAAUGAGUGUUUUGUAGUAUGCUAUACUAUGCUGUAAGUUAGAUUCUUACAGUAUAAUAAGAAUCUAACUGCUAUUUUAUGUACUUUAUCAACCCAGUCAAUAUUUGCAGAUGUGACGUAGAGCAGAUUUCAAGGAGACAGAAAGAAGCUGGCCAGCUUUUCAACUAAUUUCAGUAACUAUGCCUUUAGUAGAAUCAGCACAUAUUAGUACUCUUUAUUUCUAAAUAAUCAUAUAUGAGUAAGUAAUAUUCUUUAUUUCUAUAGGCAAUUACUUUGAAAUUGAACUUCUUCAUGUUGGAAACUGUUGCUUAUGUUUGAAAUUAGGAACUUUGAGCAGCUUUGAAGUGUUUUCAUUCUAAAGAGUUGUUUCAAAUGUUUAAACAGUCUCAUAAUGAUUAGGCAGUGUGUUUCAAAUGCAAAGCAACUGUCUUAAAGCCAAAAUAUAUAUUUGAAAUUUGAAACAUUUUGUGCACUGUUAUCUUUGGGAUUUUUUCUUGCCCAUAUGAACAGAUACAGAUGCAACUCAGCCAAGGAAUUCGUCCACUGUCUUACACUCCAGAAUUUCAGUUCUACUGGUGAAUUGUAUAGAUAUGGAGCCACAGUAGAAAGAUCCUGUAUUACAACCAUCCCUGCUCUUUUAUGGAGACAGACUGAGAAAAGGAAUCCUAAAGAGCUGUUUUAAUGAGCAAAUAGGUUCAUCCCAUGAAAAAAUGCCCCUAAAAUAAUAUAGAACUAAACCAGGGGUGGGUUCUACUUACCUUUACUACCAGUUUGUGAUGGGGCUGCAUGCGUUUUGAUGACAUCAUGGUCAGUGGGCAGAGCCUCCCGCUGGUUUUACUACAGGUUCUAUAGAACCGGUGCGAACCAGGAGCAACCCACCACUGAAUUAAACUAAGUAACAGAUUAAUAUGGGAAACAAUCAUUACAUGCUGUUACGUCUCUGAACUAGGCAACUUAGUUCUACAUAUUUCAAAAUCUGAUCCCAUUGCCUUUUAUGUGUCAGUUGUGUAAAUGUUAACAGAAGUAAAUCCCCUGCAUGGUAAAUAUACCUGGAACUGUUUUUCCAACUCUAGAUCUUAAAUUCGAGGCAAGUUUUACCGAAGCAAUACAAUGAUCUUGGGUGAUCAUCUUAAAACUGUUGUGUUUCAUAUAGAAAAUAAGCACUACAAGGAGACUCUUUGGGUCUUUCUGUGGGAGACUGUGGGUCUUUUUAAUAGAGCAAUAUUUGGUGAUGUGACCCUUCCCCCUCAAAUUGGAAUAUCUCAAAUGCAGGUUUAUUGCAUUUGAACUAGAUUAUCAGGAAGGAUAAAUUCUACAAACCAGAAUUAUCCUAAGGUUUUAGAUACCACCAGGCAUGUGAUGGAACACAUAUUAUCUAUUCUGUCCUCUUCACAUUCUUUCUUUUAAAGAAUGAUAUUAAAAAGAGGGGCACAGUGAGAAUCAUAGCUUAUGUUGUAAAUCUAGCUAAUUUGCAUGUUACCUUUUUUGGAAGGAAAAAGGUAAGCAUGUUUGUGUGCUCUUUUUCACACAGCCUUCCCCACUUAGCUUUUCAUAUUUCAAGGGGGAGGAGAAUAAAAUAGUGUCUAUAGCCAAGAUGUGUUCAGUUACAACUCCCAUCAACCCAGUGUUGAAAUCCAAUUUUUUUUACUACCGGUUCUGUAGGCAUGGCUUGAUGGGCGUGGCUUGGUGGCGUGGCAGGGGAAAGAUAAUGCAAAAUCUCCAUUCCCACCCCAUUCCAGGGGAAGGAUACUGCAAAAUCUCC
Messenger RNA from Pantherophis guttatus, 6006 nucleotides. The record is from RefSeq and is a predicted model, not a curated record. NCBI's taxonomy places the organism in Eukaryota, Metazoa, Chordata, Lepidosauria, Squamata, Colubridae.